AUGAAGUUGAAACAAAUAUACCUAUUUAUCGUUUUAUUUUACGUAUCCAAUGUCUCUUGUAGACGUAUGGUCAAUACAAUCCCGGCUCUUUUUGCAUCCUAUUCAUUGGUUCCUGGAUUGAAGAAAUCACUACCUCACAGUGAACAAAUGCCGUUUUCUGAACACGAAGCAAAUGUUUAUUUGACUAGGGCUUUAGAGCAGUGUAAUAAUGAUCAUUAUAUUUUUGUGAAAGUUCCCGGUUUAAGAGUAACCGACUUUCAAAACUUUAGUGCAUGGACAAACUUGAGAAAUAGGUUGGUCAAAGCAAGUACAAUUUUUGCCAUGCCUAAUGUACUUGAUGGAAGAGGCGUGAGUAUGACUCGACACAAUGAUGAAUAUGAGAUUAUAAAAUGGGAGGCGUUAGAAUCAACUUUAGAAAAUUAUUGUGAUGUCAUGAAAUACAAUAUAAAACAUAUGAAUCCAGAAGAAUUUCCAAAAUAUCAAGGCACCCGCAAGAUCCUGUUGAAGGUUGAGGUAUUCAAUUUCUUAGAGUAUGAAGAGGUUGAGGAUAAUAGAAUAGAAUUUUUACAACAAAUAGAUGAAUUGAUUAGAGAUCUUUGUAGAAGAUUUCCAACUCCUAAGUUUUCGAUUUUGCUAGCAGGUACCACUUCAACUGAGGUUAAAUACGAUGAGAUAGCGGAUAGAGAUGAAGUUAUUGAGUUUCAUGAAGUCCCUGAUGAUCCAAAGGUUUUAAGUGUAGCAAUGAGGGAAAAAGUUAGGAAAAGUAAAAGAGUCAUCUUCCCUGAUAUUACUGUUUUUGAUAAAUCUAGGUAUUUUGAGUAUGACAGAUCACAGUUCCAUGAGCGCCCGAGCUUCAACGAUUUGAAAGAAAAUCAGUGGGUAAAAGAUAUGGGCAAAGGAGAGGAUGAUCUCAUUGAUGAUACAUGGCUUGAAAAAAAGACGAAAAAAAUUGUGAAGGAUGAAAAGUUAUACAAGUUUGGUGAAAAUGAGGAAUUUGUAUCAGUAUUUGCGAAUAAGCAGUUUGUUAGGGACAACUCCUUACUUCUAGCAUCUGCUACACUUUUGUUUGUUGUUUUCGUUUCUUUUGAUAUUUUGAGAGGAGCGUUUUUAGCCAUCAAGAGAAUUUUAAAUUCAAGUGAUGUCAAACCUAAACCUUCAAAAAAAUCAGUGAAGGUUGAAUAA
Molecule: messenger RNA, 1182 nt
Organism: Pichia kudriavzevii
Lineage: Eukaryota; Fungi; Ascomycota; Pichiomycetes; Pichiales; Pichiaceae
Exons: 1
Coding region: 1-1182 (393 amino acids)
Biological process (GO): (1->6)-beta-D-glucan biosynthetic process; fungal-type cell wall biogenesis
Cellular component (GO): endoplasmic reticulum membrane
Source: RefSeq, a predicted model, not a curated record